This is a messenger RNA of Gryllus bimaculatus (two-spotted cricket), 2662 nucleotides long. Lineage: Eukaryota; Metazoa; Arthropoda; Insecta; Orthoptera; Gryllidae. The record is from the annotation of a GenBank genome assembly.
AAAUUAUUAUUGAUAACCAAUGUAUUAUGUCAUGUUACUUCAAGUAAUCAUAGACAGAAUCAUAGAGUCUAUUUCUUCUUUUACUGUUUUGACAGUUCACACUUCCUUCACAAGUUGCCAUGCUAUACACACAUAUUUUUAUUGAAGGGAACACAUGCCUUGCACACGUUGGCACUUGGCAUUCCAUUGACCCAUGCGGCUUUCUCUGAUGCCUGCUCCACCUCUUUGCUCCUUUGCUCCUUCCCAGUUGGAUCGCCGAACUGAUAGAUUGUGAGGGGGGUGAGAACGAAGGUAAAUUUAGAAAAUGUUGGAUCUAUAUACAUAAUACCCUGUUGACAUCCGGAUAAUCUGUUGGUGCGCUUCACAUAUCAAGUUGAACUUAAAAAAUUGUUUUUUUAAAGUUAGGAUAAUAUUUUCUUUAUUUUUGAAUUGUUAAGGUUAGGUUCUUUCACCAGGUUGUGCUUGACACGUGAAUUAAAGCACCAAACAUGACUUCUCCUCUGGCAUAUGAAAAAGUGUGGUUCGAGAAAUGUAGAUAUGAUGAAGCUGAGCGGUCUUACUUCGAGAAAUUAGCGAAGCUGCUUCUAAGUAAUGGAUUAACUGCGCUCCCUGUUCCUAAGAAUGCAACCCAGUCUCCUCACUUGCUGAUUUCUGAGAAGCAAGUGUCCAUUACUAACCAAACACCAAUAAAAAAGCCGUCAGCUGUAACCACUGUGAGUCGUGAGACUUUAACAACAAGUCCCUUAAUCCUUUCAACUCACUCUCAAACAGAAGAUGAAAAGAGAUUUAAACCUAAAGAAGUGAAAGAAAAGCGAAAUAAAGCUGAUAAGAAAGGGUGUGAUUUGAACAUUCUCAAAGAUGAUUCUAAGAUGGAUGGAAUAGCAGCCCUUGCAACAAAUGUGAAUGUGGAGAUUGUGAAUCGCUUAAACACAGCAGAAAGGAAAAACCAAGAGUUGACUACUUUGGUAUCAGAUUUGCAGUCAGUCGUCAAGCAACUGGAAUCAAGGGUCAAGACAUUGGAAAGCCAAAACAAUAUUAAAUCUUCUGCUCCAGUUACAAGCAAAACUGCACCUGCACCCACACCUUCCAAGGCAGCGAAGGCAGAUGACAAUGAUGUUGAUUUAUUUGCCUCUGAUUCUGACGGUGAAUCUGAAUCCGUUAAAAAGGUUAAAGAAGAAGCUGCUGCUGCUGCAGCUUCAAAGAAGAAAUCAAAGAAACAAGAAUUAAUUCAGAAAUCAAUUAUAAUAUUGGAUGUAAAACCUUGGGAUGAUGAAACUGACAUGAAGGAAAUGGAAAAGAAUGUCAGAAAAAUAAAUACUGAUGGAUUACUUUGGGGUGCAUCCAAAUUGGUUCCUUUGGCUUAUGGUAUUCAUAAGCUUCAAAUUUCAUGUGUUGUGGAGGAUGAGAAAGUGUCCAUUGACUGGCUUCAAGAAGCAAUAGAGGAAAUACAAGAUUAUGUGCGACUGCCACCAGAAGUCAACCGAAUUCUAUAUAUUCGUAACCUACCGUACAAAAUUACAGCUGAAGAAAUGUACGAUAUUUUUGGGAAAUAUGGUGCUAUUAGGCAGAUUCGAGUAGGCAAUACUCCAGAAACAAGAGGUACUGCAUUUGUCAUUUAUGAUGACAUAUUUGAUGCCAAGAAUGCCUGUGAUCAUUUAUCUGGUUUUAAUGUGUGCAAUAGAUAUCUGGUUGUCUUGUAUUAUCAGUCAAAUAAGGCAUUUAAGAGACUGGACAUAGAUAAAAAGAAGGAAGAGUUGGACAAAAUGAAAACUAAAUACGGGCUGAAUACUGAUGAGAAGAAAUGAGUGUUAUACAUUUUUUGUGAAACUUGUCAUGGUAAAUGUUGUUGUUUGCUCCAUUUUUGUGUGCUGUUAUUACAGAAUUGUUUUUUGAGAUACAUUGAAUGAAAGAUAGUGGUCUCAAUGUUAUUUUGCCGGAAGUGAGAGAUCUAAUAACCAUAAAGUACUUGUGUGGGGGUGGCAAAUGCAUGCACACCCACACAUUUACUAUUAGCUACCAGUGAUUGGAAUAAACACCACCUUACGAUGGGUUGAAUUAGUGGCAAGUAGUGUUUACAGUAGUGAAUGUUAUUAGACACCCUGAACUCAUUUAUAUAUUGGGUAUUAUAUUAAUAACUAAAAAAUAUAAGGAAAUCAUUUAUUUCUUCCUGAUUUGUGAAUUAUCUUUUUAUUGGGAAAAUUAGUGUCUUCACUCCUUUGUAAAGAUAGUACAAGGUUCAUUUCAAAAUUUUAAAUUUAUGAUUGAAGUUCAAUGUAAUGGUUAAUGAGUGUCUCUCUUAAUGUGGGGUCUUCAGAUAUUAAUGUAGGCACUUAAAAUUAUCAGUUCUACCAAUGUUUCCCAUUCCAAAAAGUAAUUACUUUUCCUAUUAAUCAUUCGAAAAGUUAUUAAAGUUACAGAACUAAAAAAACCGACCAUCCAACUGAUGUUAGAUGUUUCUAAGUCUUAGUAGAGUUUCAUGUUUCUUAAAUAUUUUAUCAGUUAAAAAAAAAUUAUUAUAUUUGUAUUCCUAAAGAAUUUUAGUCUGUGCAGAAGUAGCCACUAAAAUCCUGCUGAAUAAUUAUAAAAAAAGGUGAUAAAUAAGAGGUGGCCAAAUUGCAAUUUCACGAACCCUUGUGUAAUAUUAAAAUUUGCCAAUGCUCAA